Molecule: messenger RNA, 1769 nt
Organism: Nerophis lumbriciformis (worm pipefish)
Lineage: Eukaryota; Metazoa; Chordata; Actinopteri; Syngnathiformes; Syngnathidae
Gene: herpud2
Product: HERPUD family member 2
Biological process (GO): endoplasmic reticulum unfolded protein response
Molecular function (GO): protein binding
Source: RefSeq, a predicted model, not a curated record
CGUGUCAGCUGAUAACGCCUAGGUGACGUCAUUUCCGCUUCCGUGAUUACAACAAUAACAAGAAAAAAGGGCCGAGAAGGAGACGAAGACCUGACGACGCGUUCCACUAUUUUGAACAGAAAUCCCCACUAAAGGAAGUCCUCACCAACUGAUGAGGCUCCUUUAGAAGGGAAACCGUCCCCCUCACCCCGUGUACAGCAGUGCUUGUUCAGGUUGCGAGGCGGCAUGGAAAGGAUUUGAGGGAGGUUCCUCCUCAGGUGACAUGGAGCCAGGGGCGGCAGAUAGCCCCGUCAUCCUGGUCAUCAAGUCCCCCAACCAGAAGUACCAGGACCAGACCAUCACCUGCUUCCUCAGCUGGACCGUGGAGAAGCUGAAGAGGCACAUUUCCGAUGUGUAUCCCAGCAAACCUCGCUUCAAGGACCAGCGCCUGGUGUACUCGGGAAAGCUCCUGCAGGACCACCUCCAGCUAAGAGAUGUGCUCCGACAGCAGCAGGAUGAGUACCACAUGCUACAUCUAGUGUGUAGCUCUCACACCCCGCCGGGGUCGCCUGCCCCUCAGAGGACCUCCACAGUCAACACCGCGGACGUCGGCAGUUCAGAAACCGCAAGCUCGUCAUCCGCUGCUGCAUCGCAUUCUGACAGUCCGCCGUCCUCCUCAUCUGGUCCAGGGGGCCAUGGCGGGCUGAGGCAUCGCGGCGGCUCGUCCCCGUUGAAUCCUCCUCAGAUGCCCGCCGGCGCCCCUCAGUGGCCUGACGGAGCUCAGGUGCCUUUGCAGGGCGGCCAGAUGUUCAUGCCCAUGCAGAUGUUGUGGUGGCAGCAGAUGUACGCGCAACACUACUACAUGCAGUAUCAAGCAGCGGUGGCGGCCACCCAGCCCCCCGCCGCCCAGCCCCCCUCCGUGCAGCCGCCUCCCCCGCUACCCAACGAGGCCGUGCAGCCGCCACUGGGGCCCGCCCCGGUCGCCGCCAACCCCCUGCCGGAAAACCCGCCGCAGGCCAACGCCAACAUCCAGAUGAACGCGCAGGGCGGGGCUGUGCUAAACGACGACGAGCUGAACCGGGACUGGCUGGACUGGAUGUACACGCUGUCCCGGGCCAGUGUCCUGCUCAGCAUCGUCUACUUCUACUCCUCCUUCAGCCGCUUUGUCCUGGCGGUGGGCGCCAUGCUGCUGGUCUACUUGCACCAGGCUGGUUGGUUUCCCUUCAGGCCGCAGGAGCAGAACCUUCAAGGUGCGGAACAGGCUCCGGUUCCUCAGCAGGAAGCACAAAGGCAUCAGGACAUACAGGAAAUGGAGCGUCUGAUGGACGACGGCGCGGAAGAUGACGACAGCUCGGAGGAAGGAGUACAGGAGGACCCGACCCAGGCUGCCCUCGUCCUCCCAGAGCCCAGCUUGCUCGCCACCGCGUGCUCCUUCAUCAGCGGCUUCAUUACCUCGCUCAUCCCCGAAGGACGAGCACAAGCGGCCAACUAGACAUGCCCCCUCCCUCCUCCUCGCCCCUGGUUAGUCCUUCACACGACGCCUCAACCACCUAAUGCUAAACCAACGUAUGUUUUAAUCACAGCAGUCAAAAGUAAACAUUAGAACGCUCAAAUGGUGAGGGAUUGUCUUCCAUGUCAAACUUUAAAGCAGGAUGAAGAAAGAAUAGAAAGCGAUGUCAGUGAUGACAAACUGUGCAUCAAGUUUGCUAUUUAAUGCUAAUCUAUAUUCUCAUGUAAGUAAAUCAUUCUCAAAUGUACAUUUUUUGGAAUAAAACUCUUUCUUCCUGUAA